CUCAUUACAGGUCAGCAGGUCAGCAGGUCACCAUGAAGGACCCCGGAGUAAAGCUGGACCUGUAUAACUACGACCUGCCUCAGCACGAGUCGUGUCCUUACAUCCUGACGAGUCCCAGGUCCUUGGAGGCUUGCAAGAGACUCGGGAUAAAGCCCGUGGAGCUCCUGCAGAAGUCCAGGGAGGAGUACCAGGCCGCCCACCCGGGGACGUCCCUCGAGGAGGCUGUGGUCGCCUUCCAUCGCCAGGAGAGGAACAGACUCAAGCGUCUGCGUGAGGCGAGGGAACUAAGAGACAGGCUGCUACUUGCGGAGGAGCGCCGCGCCAGACAGGAAGCGUCGGGCGCGAGCGGAGCGGACACCGCAGAGCCUCCUGCAGGAGAGUCAUCCGAAGAGGGCGAGAAGGGAGAACGGGAGAACUCAGAGCAAGAGAAGGAAGAAGGAGAAGGAGGAAGAGGAGGAGGAGGAAGAGAGCAAGGAGAGGCUCCAGGAAGCGGGAAGGCGCGGGUCAUCCUCGCCUCCUUCGCUGGUGAAGAAGGAGAGCGAGGCGUCCAGCGGCAGCUCCAGCGCCUCGGCGAAGGCGCAGAAGGAGCAGGAGAACUUCGCCAGGAGUUUGGUGCAGCGCCAGGACUUUACAGUACCCAGAAGCAUUUGCACAGCAUCAAUGGCCAGCAUCUCUUCAUCUCGCCAGAUGCUAGAAACUUAGACAGAUUCUAA
This is a messenger RNA of Penaeus monodon (black tiger shrimp), 713 nucleotides long. RefSeq names its product coiled-coil domain-containing protein 177-like. Lineage: Eukaryota; Metazoa; Arthropoda; Malacostraca; Decapoda; Penaeidae. The transcript has 6 exons. The coding region runs from base 33 to 713 and encodes 226 amino acids. The record is from RefSeq and is a predicted model, not a curated record.